UUCCGUUUACUACGCACAGCUGUUUUAAGUUUGCGGAAAAUUUUUAAUUUGACACACAACACAAAAAAAAGAAACACAAAACUUAACAUUAUUUAGUUAACAUAAGCUAGCUAAACAUAAAACAAAAGCAACUGAAGCUUUUAUGUACAAACGUUGACUCAGCAGCGUGUGUUGGCCUGUGUGUGUGAGCGAGAGAGAGAGAGAGUGAACAUGAAACAUUGCUGCCUGCAAACCGAAACGCUGACAAAUAAUAAUUUGGAUAAACGGAGGAUGUCAGCAGAGCCCAAUUCAGAAUGUGAGCUACAAAUAACAACAACAAUACGCAAACAUAUCCAAGAACGUGUGCAAAUUGUUUAUGAAUUCAUUGAGAGCACACUGCAGAUCUAUAAACUGGAAGAGCUCAUAUUUUGUUUCAAUGGCGGCAAGGAUUGCACUGUGCUCUUGGAUGUGCUCAUGCGGUAUUUGCAACAACAGAAUAUAGAUAGUCGCAGCAUACCCAUGUUGUAUAUAGAAUCGCAUGAUUCCUUUGCGGAUAUCGAUGAGUUUGUUGCCAACUGCGUGCAGCGUUAUCAGGUGCAGUUAAUCAAGUAUCAGCAGCCACUAAUGUCAGCGCUGAAGCAUAUGACUGAGGAUAUGCCAGAGAUUAAGGCUGUCUUCAUGGGCUGUCGCAAUACGGAUCCUUAUUGCGAUAAAAUUAAGCCCAUGCAGCCCACGGAUAACGGCUGGCCGGCCAUGAUGCGUUUGAAUCCUUUGCUGGAAUGGAGUUAUCACGAUAUUUGGCAUUAUAUUCAUAUACAUAAUGUGCCUUAUUGCUCGCUUUAUGAUCGCGGCUACACUUCGAUUGGCCAUAGGAACAACACUUUGCCCAAUCCGCAUUUGCUUUUCGAUAGCUGCGCGAACAAGGAUACGCCGGCUUGCUAUAAGCCUGCCUGGGAGUUGGUCGAUGCUACGCAGGAGCGUGCUGGGCGCCAGAGCAAAUAGUAUCGGCUUCAGACUCUGUCCAGGGUCUCCAUAGUGCAAUUAUUUAGUUAGCUAAUCUAUAUUUUCUUUUUCGCUGUGUAUAUAUCUGUCCGCCUUAUGUACUUCGUUUAUCUAACAUAUAUAUAUUUUCUGUUAAAAUUGCUUUGAUUUAAUUGCAUGUGAGUGCAGCUGUUUGUAAAUUGAAACCACAAGCAGCGCACACUCAACUAUAUAGACAUAAGUCGGUCUAAAACUCAAAAAUUUCCGCUCUACAGUUUGAAAGCCAAUUAUAAAUUAAAGCAACGCUUUCAAAAACAAUUUGUACUUAUACAUGU
Molecule: messenger RNA, 1295 nt
Organism: Drosophila busckii
Lineage: Eukaryota; Metazoa; Arthropoda; Insecta; Diptera; Drosophilidae
Gene: Flad1
Product: FAD synthase
Exons: 3
Coding region: 211-981 (256 amino acids)
Biological process (GO): FAD biosynthetic process
Molecular function (GO): FMN adenylyltransferase activity
Source: RefSeq, a predicted model, not a curated record